AUGGUAUAUUCUUCUUAUAGUGGUACAUUCAUGCUGAAAGGAGAAAACGAAGCAUGGACCCUCUUCGAGAACCUCAACGAGAACUCCAUACAGCAUGCCUCAAAAGUCGAAGGUAUUUAUGCAGUGAGUAACCCCUUGGAGGACAUUACUGUAUUGAGGAGCGGUAAAGAAGUGGACAACAAGGUUGUGGAGAAGAAAGAUCAGUCAGCUUCAGCCACUCUACCUCUUGAGUGGCCAUAUGAACCGAAGGCUCCAUUCCCUGAACACCUCAAGGAAUCGAAUCAGUUUGGGAAGCAGGGAGAGAAGAUCCAAGACAUGCUAGAGAUUCCAACAUAUGCCAAGUUCCUCAAGGAUUUAUGUACACAAAAGCAAAGAACAAGGGCCCACACUCUAAAUAAAGUUCUCCUCACAGAGCAAGUCAGUUAUCUUAUCCAACACAGUAUCCCUUCAAAGUUCAAAGACCCUGGUGCUCCCACCAUUUAUUGCAUCAUCAGAGAACAUAAGGUUGAGAAAGCCUUCCUCGACUUAAGGGCUGAAGUGAAUCUGCUGCCCUAUUUCAUUUAUCUGCAGCUAGGUUUAGGGGAAUUGAAGCCCACUAGUGUUAUCUUGCAAAUGGCUGAUAGAUCUGUCAAGAAACCGCGGGGAAUCAUCGAAGAUGUUGUCGUUCAGGUGGACAAGUUAUACUUCCCAGUAGAUUUUAUUGUUCUUGAUACAGAAUUUGUCCCCAAUCCUAAUAAGAUGAUCCUAGUUGUCCUCAAUCGUCCAUUCUUAGCCACAGUUAAUGCAAACAUAAACUGUAGAACCGAGAUUAUGAAGAUCACUUUUGGGAAUAUAAAGAUAAAGCUAAACAUCUUCAAUGCCUUCUAG
Messenger RNA from Alnus glutinosa, 867 nucleotides. RefSeq lists its product as uncharacterized. Bases 1 to 867 code for a protein of 288 amino acids. The transcript is spliced from 3 exons. Lineage: Eukaryota; Viridiplantae; Streptophyta; Magnoliopsida; Fagales; Betulaceae. The record is from RefSeq and is a predicted model, not a curated record.